Paramecium tetraurelia is the source of this 618-nucleotide messenger RNA. RefSeq lists its product as uncharacterized. The record is from RefSeq and is a predicted model, not a curated record. Gene Ontology annotation, molecular function: GTP binding; GTPase activity. NCBI's taxonomy places the organism in Eukaryota, Ciliophora, Oligohymenophorea, Peniculida, Parameciidae. The transcript has 4 exons.
AUGAGUUAAACAAAGGAAAUAAAAGUAGUCUUAUUAGGAGUUUCAGGAGUUGGAAAAAGUAGCCUUUUGUAUAGAUUUGUUGAGAAUGAUUUUCAAGAAAAGGGCCAACCUACUUUGGGAGCAGCAUUUUAGAGCAAAACAAUAUUAAUAGAUGGAAAAGCAUUGAAAUUUUAAAUAUGGGAUACUGCAGGUUAAGAGAAAUAUAAGGCAAUAUUACCUUUAUAUUAUAGGGAUGCAAAAGUAGCUCUUUUAGUUUAUGAUGUUAAUGAUUUAUAAAGUUUUGAAGGAGUAAAAGAAUGGUUUCAAUAAUUGCAGGAUUAAGGACCUAUAGAUUAAAUUAGAGUGAUAAUAGGAAAUAAAUGCGAUUUAGAGCAGAAUGUAUCAGAUAACAUGGCUGAAGAAUUGGCCAGAUAAUACAACGCUAACUUUUUUAAAACAAGUUGCAAAGAAAACUUGGGAGUGCAAGAAACAUUCAUUUAAAUAGGGGAACGGGUUUUUAAAGAACAGUUGAUAGAAGAGAAUCGUAAAUCAAACACUGAAAAUGUAAACUCCACUUUGAAGAUUGGACCGCAGAAUCCUAAUAGCAAACAACAUUAAAAUAAGCCCUUUUGUUGCUGA